AGGACGGUCGCGGCAUCCAACUGCUUAUGAUCUCUACGUCUCAAUUUUUUUUGCAGCUGUUGACCGGAAUUUCGCAUCACUGUUUUCUUCUAGAGACUUCUUCUAAAUUAUAACCACGCCAUGGGGGUAACCUGUACGACUCAUUAUUUUCCUCAGUCGCUUCAGGAAUCUGCCUCGUUGUCCUCAAAGCUCUACAAACCAUUUCCGAAGAAAAAACGCAGUACUCGCGGCGGUGUAAUUAUGCAAUUAACGGGGGAAGGACUAGCAAGUAGCAUCCCUCCACGACACAUCAACGACCUGAUCUCCUCAGUUCGAUAUCAUUAUCAAUACCAGUGUUCAUUUGCCGCCCAGGAUGACUCCGAACUUAUUUACGGAGUUGUGGUGGAGCCAACAUCUCACUUGGCUAAACAUCCGACCUAUACUUCGCGCACGUGCACAUGGGACUUGGCAUCCUCACCCUCGACGGCUAUUACCAAGUAUCAUUGCGCAUUAACUUCUGGUCCUUGGUCGAUCUCGCCGAAUGGGCAACAAUUGUGCUGCUUAGCCAUGAAACAGGGCGUACACGAAGAGGAAGAUCUUUUCUUGUCGAGGUACGACUCUACACCGCAGAAAUGUACUCCUUGUAACAUCCCAGGAAGUUUGUCGGAAUAUCGACGGAUUUAUCCCCAGGAAUGUCCGUACUCACACGAUGGGAACACGAUUGCUUCAAUUCGCGUUGUUGCUGGAGCUCUCCAAUUGGCAAUCACUGCUGCGCGUAACGGAAAGACCAUUUGUAGUGAAAGAGUCAGCAAAGUUUGCUUUGGUUUUCGUGGUGCUGUCGUUAAUUGCGCGUUCUCUCCAAACGACCGCCUUCUUGCAGUUACUUCCUCGUACGGACAAGUAUAUUUAUUGAACUCUACCAGGUUAACACGGGUGAACAGUUUAGAUUGUGUGUCUAUUCUGUCUCCCUACAAAGUUUCAGAACUUGCCAAUGGAAACCCGGAAGACUUCGUCACGUAUUCCGUUUGCGUGUUUGAUCCACGUUUCCCUUUCCAAGAGUUCGUCACUUGCGUCCUGUACGCUGGGAUAGUAAAGAUAUGGCAAAUGUCAUGUUGUGAUAAAAAAGAUUCAGAGAUUCAAAACAGACACACGCUAACCUUCAAAAAGCUAUUAAACGUGGUAAGGUAUUCUCCCAAUGGAACGAUUUUGGCGGUGGGAGGAAAAGAUGGGACCAUUUCUUGUAUAAAUGUUGAUGAUGGAACCGUGAGCUUUGUUCUUGAUGUCACACAACAGCCACUAGAAUUCCACAGUUCUGCAGAUGUUUUUCACGUGGCAUUCACGCAGAGUGGAGAGCAACUCGCUGCAAGUUACAGCGAUGGUUAUAUACGAAUUUGGCAACUGCCGAUAGUUUUUGAUUUGAAGUUGCUUUGUCGACUAGUGGUUAAUGCAUGCGUCCCACCCAACAAAGUUCUCCAGCUUCCACUACCUCUGAGACUUCAAAAAUUCCUUCUAAACAUAAAUUUUUAAUGGUUGUGGGGGAACGUCACACGUGGCGUGCGAACUAAUGAUCCCAUGAACACGCAAACCGCCUGAAGAGCGAGAAAACGUGAACGACUAUCUCACGAUUAGUAUAAAGUUUUGAUUGGUUGAGUAAGAUUGGUUGAAAGUAGCUAAGCUAACCAUACAAUUAAAAUCUGAAGAGCAACCUGCUUUUAAAAUAAAUAGAUACAGAAUCAGACAUGAAUGAAUUGUUAGCUGUCUCGAUCAUGUCCCCAUUCUAUAGAGUUGGGUCCCAGAUCAUCAUCAAAUAAUUAUCUUAAAUCUAUAAUUACAAGAAAUAAGCUCAGCGCAAAACCUUACGCAAGAGAACGCAAUUCCUCUCUCAUGCCACCAAGUUUGUUUCAGGAUGUAUUUUUUUGGUUAUUCGAAGUACACUCACUCCCUUAGUGUGAAGGGAGACAUCGAUAGAAACUUUUUAACACUAACUCCUACUGCUCAAGCUUUAUCAUUUCUUAAGGGAAACGUUUUGAAACUACCUUAGAGAAAGUUGCUAUGCAAC
This is a messenger RNA of Pocillopora damicornis (cauliflower coral), 2038 nucleotides long. RefSeq lists its product as uncharacterized. Gene Ontology annotation, molecular function: protein binding. Gene Ontology annotation, biological process: intracellular signal transduction; protein polyubiquitination. The record is from RefSeq and is a predicted model, not a curated record. Lineage: Eukaryota; Metazoa; Cnidaria; Anthozoa; Scleractinia; Pocilloporidae.